Molecule: messenger RNA, 7335 nt
Organism: Symbiodinium natans
Lineage: Eukaryota; Dinophyceae; Suessiales; Symbiodiniaceae
Source: the annotation of a GenBank genome assembly
AUGGCCGAGCUCGGCGCCAAGCUGAAACGACAUGCCAACAUGUCUGCAAAACUGACAUUCCUGGACCGUGGAAGGGCACAGAGUCGGAGUGCCUUCGACCCUUCGCCUUUUGCGAGGGGCCUCUCACCCGAAGACGUAGGGAACCUCUCGCCGGAGCACGGGCGCCUCUCCGCGUGCGGCACUGGGUUGGAGGAUUGGAAGCGCUGGGGCCCGUAUGUGAGCGAGCGGCACUGGGGUACGUGCCGUGAAGACUACGCCGGCCAUGGAAACUCCUGGAUCUACUUGCCCUUCGAGGCGGCGCACUAUGUGGCAUAUCGCUGGGGCGAGGACGGCCUGGCUGGCUGGUGCGACCGGUCCAUGCACCUUUGCCUGGGCUUGGCUUUGUGGAAUGGCAAGGCGAGAUCACAAGCUGGGCGCGCCAUGGCAUUUGACUGGACAGUCCUGUGGAAUCAAGUUCUGGCGCUUGCCAUGAACUUGCAGUUGCUUGACUGGAUCUGGUUUGUCCGCCAGGUGCUACGCAGACCCGCUCCACCGCUCUUCACAACAAGCGAAGAACAGGCAAAGUUGCAAACCGAGAAGGAGGACUGUUGCCUGUGUCUCGAGAUCCUGGGGCCUGGAGGUGUGGACCAGCUGCGGGCUUUGGUGGGUCCUUGGGCAGUCUGCGGCUACAACCUGAUGCAGGAAUUCGGCAGUCAACGGCUGUCCUCUCCUCCUCAGCCGAUUCGACCCGAUCUUCUCGUGGUGCGGAACAAGGCCUUCAGCAUUAACUACGCGGACAUUUGCAUCCGCUGGGGGCUCUACGAAUCAGCUCUGCGCUUCGUGGGCUGGCCUAUCAUCCCGGGCUUCGACCUCGCAGGCGAAGUGGAGCUGGCCGGGGAGGACUCGGGCUUCGCUGUUGGCGAUCGGAUUUACGGUUGCAGUUUCUUCGGCAGCUACGCGACCCGUGUCGUUGUGCCCAAGUCCCAAGUUGUGAAGAUGCCGGAGGGCCUGAGCUUCGAGGCGGCGGCGGCGCUUCCGUGCGUUUUCGCCACAGCCCUGCAUGCAGUGCACCUCUGCGGCGCCUGGCCCUCCGAACUCCUGGGAAAAGGCAGAGACGCCUUGGUGCACUCAGCGGCUGGAGGUGUCGGAGAUAUGCUUUGCCAGAUUCUGCGCAUUUGUGGGCUUCGCGUGGUUGGCAUCGUUGGACAGCCGAGCAAGGUUAAGUCCUGCAAGGCAGAUGUCGUCAUCGACAAGUCCAGCGAUGACUGGGUGAAAGCUGCCCGGCAGCAUGCACCCAACGGCUAUCGUGCCAUCUUCGAUGCCAACGGCGUGGCCACUCUGAAGGCCUCCUACGAGCUCCUGGCCAGGAACGGCCGCUUGGUCGUGUACGGCUUCCACUCCAAUUUGCCGAAGUGCGAUGGCGGUCUCGGGACCCUUUCGCCAUGGAACUGGGUCAAAAUGGCUCUGGACCUCGCAAGGACGCCACGCUUCGAUCCGAUGGACCUGACCCUGGACACAAAGGCCGUUCUGGGCUUCAACUUGAGCUUCUUUGCCGAUGAGACAGAGACUUGCGGCAAGUACUUUGCACAGAUGGGAGAGUGGCUGGAGUUGUACUACUACCUGGAUGCCACGCCUACUCACAGCUACAUGAAAAUGCUGUACAAGUAUCCACAGGCAGCGUAUCCCUAUGAUGAGCUGCGGCGGGUGAACUUCGAAAGGAAGCAGGAUCCGAUGCUGCUGGAGUAUGAGCUGCUUGACACGGGAAUCCUGGACAAUAACAAGUACUUCGACGUCGUCGUCGAGUACGCGCAAGCCGACGUAGACGACACGCUGGUGCAGAUUACAGCAUACAACCGUGGAGACGAGGAGGCGGAGCUGUGUCUCCUCCCGCAGGCCUGGUUCCGCAACACCUGGUCUUGGAAGACGGGCAGCGCCAAACCCGCCAUGAAGUAUGUCCCCAAGUUUCGGAUGAUAGAGAUCACGCAUGAUGUGCUUGGCAACUUCCAUCUGCAUGUGGAUGGAGAUCCAGAGGUGAUCUUUUGCGAGAACGAAACCAACGAUCAGCGGGUGAAGGGAGGCGCGCUGAGCCCCUACAAGGAGCCGGCGCCCGUGGAGCAAAGCAAGGCCGAGUCGGUCCCAGGGGACCAUCGGAGCCUGGAGCCCAAUGCUUGGUUCGCCAUUUGGCGCAGAUUCGGCGGAAACCUGGGCCCGGAGCCUCCGAAGUACGGCCAGGAGACGGGCCUGGACCAGGGCUUCCCACACCACCUCAGCCACGCCAAAGGACCUUUCAAGGAUGGCUUUCACGAUUAUGUCAUCCGCGGCGACAAGGCAGCCGUGUCCACCAGCAACGGGACCAAAGCAGGCCUGCUAACGAGGCACAAAGUGGCCGCAGGCAGUCACGUGAGCUUUAGAUUGCGCUUGACCUGUGCGGACAAGAGCUUCCCACCCAACGGGGCCUUCUUGGACUUCGAUGCGACCCUCCAGUCCCGGAGGGAUGAGACCGACAGGUUCUAUGGCCUCCUGCAGGAGGACAUUACAUGUCCCGAGCGGCGCCUUGUCCACCGCCAGGCUCUCGCUGGCAUGGUCUGGACCAAGCAGUUGUACUACUACGACAUUCGAUCCUGGCUUUCAGGUGACGAGGGUCGUGGAAAGCCCCCAAGCCGUGGUGGCCGGAACGAAGACUGGGACCACCUCUACAAUGCCGAUGUGAUCUCCAUGCCGGACAAGUGGGAGUAUCCCUGGUAUGCCACAUGGGAUUUGGCCUUCCAUUGCCUUCCGCUGGCCCUAGUGGACGCCCAGUUUGCCAAGUUUCCAGCCUACGAGUGGAACUUCAACGACGUGAACCCACCCGUGCAUGCAUGGGCGGUGUGGAGAGUCUUCCAGAUGGACCGCAAGAACCGGGCGGACGAUGGAGACUUGAGUUUCUUGGAAGAGCUCUUCCACAAGCUCAUGCUCAACUUCACGUGGUGGGUGAACCGCAAGGAUGCCGAGGGGAGGAACAUCUUUCAGGGUGGCUUCCUAGGCCUAGACAACAUUGGUGUGGUGGAUCGUAGCCAGCCAUUUCCCAAUGGUGGGAUGAUCAACCAAUCUGAUGGCACGAGCUGGAUGGCCUUCUACAGCCUGACGCUGAUGCGCAUGGCUUUGGAGUUGGCCCUCCACAACCCCGUGUACGAAAGCAUUGCCUGUAAGUUCCUGGAGCACUUCCUUCACAUCGCCCGCGCCAUGACAAGAUUGGCAGACAAUGCCGAGCACGGCCUUUGGGAUCCCGUGGAUGAGUUCUACUAUGAUGUGCUGGCCAAUCCGGACGGAAGUCGUGAGCCGAUCAAGCUGCGUUCCAUCGUGGGCCUGAUCCCGCUCUUUGCAGUAGAGGAUAUGCUGAAGAAGCUGCCGCGCUUCGCCAGCCAGACGCCGCAACGCUCAGAGCGAGCGAUGGGAGUUUGGCUUUGGGCUUUUCGGGAUUUCGAGGGCAAGACUCAGGCAAUGGCUUUUCGACAACCGCCCCGACCUGGCCUGCUUGGUCUCGCGCUUUGUGGAGGCCAGAAGGGCCAGAGAGCCUCCUGGGAUGGCACUCACAUGUUUUCCGUGCCGAUCAACUUGUGUUCUUUCACGCAGCCUGGCCGCGGCGAGCGCCGGCUCCUCUCCCUUCUGCGAGGAUACAGGAUGCGUGCCUUGCUGAAACGGAUGCUCGACCCGGCCGAGUUCCUCUCGGACUUCGGCAUACGAGCACGGUGCCCAGCGGCCCAGCAGCCGCGGCGGGGACCCAGAGAGGAGAUGGCCAUGUCACGGUUUUGCCUGUUGCUUGCCUUGAUGGCUUCCACUCGAGCCUCUUUGGGGCAGCUUGACAUCUGUGAUGUGCAUAGCAAAGAUCCGUCAGGGAAUCUGCAUGGUGCGCUCGUUUCAGCCGCGAUGAUUACCAACGAUGCCCUUCUUGCAUCGGUGAAGCUGCUGGCCUCGGAUCUGGAUGGCACUCUCCUGGACCCGCAUCACAAGCCGGCACAGGGCACCUUCGAGGCGAUUGCAGAGUACCAGCGCGCCGGCGGUUCGUUCGCAGUCUGCACAGGACGAGACCUAGGUUCCGCUCGAGGUGUGCUCAAGGGCCUGGACAUCGAUGUAAUGCCGGGCGUUUACUUGAACGGUACCACAGUCAAAGGCAAAGGCGGGGAGCUGCUGCGGAACCUGACACUGCCCGUGGAGCUCCUGCACCGCAUGGUCGCUUGGGGCCGAGACCACCGGGACAAGGCCUCCAUCCUUUUCGUCGAGGGCGACGCGCACUACGUCAUGGACCGCUCCGAGGAGUACGCCUUGUUCAUGCACAAGCACCUCCUGGACCCCGACCCGCUGGAGGUGAAGGGCGGCUGGAAGGAGGAGAAGCCGGAGAUCCCUCUGAAGGUAAACAUGAUGCGCGUCAUCUGCAGCCCGGACAACAUGGACGAAAUCAAGCCCCAGGUGGCCGACUGCGUCAAGGGCUUUGCAAACUAUGCGCAGUCGCUGCCCACCACGAUUGACGUGAUGGCUCCUGGCACGAACAAGGCUGCUGGCCUCCAUGUCCUGCUGGAGGCCCUUGGCCUGAGCAUGGCCGAGGUGUGUGCCAUCGGUGACUCCGAAAACGACCUGGAGAUGUUGCAAUCCGUUCGCGUGGCCUGUGCCAUGGGCAACGCUGUGAAGAAGACCAAGGCAGUUUCGCACUUCGUGAUGCCCAAGAAUUUGGACAAUCCCGCAGGUGUGGUUUGCCUCCUGCGCUCUCUUACCAAAGCACUCGGCUCUGGUGGGCCCACCCAGGGACCCUCGACGCCGUUGCAGACCCUGCGAGUCGCCUGCUUCUGCUGCGGGUCCUGGGGCACAGGCGUGGCGCGGCAGGUCGGCCAGAGCUUGCUUCACUUGCCCCGCUUCGAGGAGCCGCUGCCUAUGUGGGUGCCGAGUGCGGAGGUGGCCUCGCAGAUCAACGAAACGGGCGUUGACGAGGCGAAUUUGCCCGGUCUCCGGCUGCCAAAGAACGUCAAGGCGACGGCGGAUGCAGCAGAGGCUGCCAAGGAUGCAGACUUGUUGAUUUUGGUGGUGGCCCGGGAGAACAUGGCAGACCUUGUAGAGCAGCUCAAGGGCAAGGUCAAGCGCACGGCCACAGCAGUCGUGAUGUCGAAGAUCCUCAUGCCGUGCCCAGAGAAGCAAGGGCUCCGCUUCGGCAGUGAGUUUGUGAGCCAGGCACUGGGUAUCCCUGCAGCUGUGCUCAUGGGCGGGACACUGGCUGCGGAUGUGGCCCGCGGGUAUUUUGCCGAGGCGACCGUGGGCUGCAAGGACCCGGAGGUGAGCAAGGUCUUGCUCGAGCUCUUCAACAAGCCGAAUUUCUCAGUCACCAGUCUACCCAGCCCAACGGCCGUGGAGCUCUUUGCGGUCUUGAAGGCCAUCAUCGCCGUGGGUGCAGGCUUCUGCGAUGGCCUCGGAUUGGGUCACAACUCCAAGGCCGCAGUGAUCCGUCUUGGGGCUGUGGAGCUGGCGAAGUUCGCGCAGCGCUUCUACCCUGAGGAGUCGUCCAAGGAGGCCCUCACGGAAGCUUGUGGGAUAACUGACAUCAUCGCCUCCAGCUAUGGCGACUCGCGCACGAGGCGCUGCGCCGAGGCCUUCGCCAAGGAGCCGCACAAGGACUGGGAGGAGGUGGCGCGCGAGAAGCUGCGGAGCGGGGAGCCCGCGGGCAUCUCGGUGCUUCGGACCUGCGCUGCCUUCGUGCGCUCGCACCGUGCGGAAAGCGAGUUCCCCUUUCUGAGCAAAGUGGAUGAGAUCUGCCAGCAGAAAGCCAAACCGGACACCCUGACGCAGAUGGCCGUUCCCAGGGUCCGUGCCUCCAAGGCUUUGAAGGUGGCAGUGCUGGGCUCCGGCAACUGGGGCUGCGCCAUCGCCAAAAUCAUUGCACGCAACGCCUUGCAGCGCACCGAGUUCCAAAAGGUUGUAUCUAUGUGGGUGCAUGAAGAAAUGGUGGAAGGCCGCAAGCUUACGGACAUCAUCAAUGAAGACCACCAGAAUGUGAGAUAUUUGCCGGGCGUCGAAUUGCCUCACAACUUGCACGCUGAGCCGGAUGCAAAGGCGGCCGUCAGGGAUGCUAGCAUUCUGGUCUUCGUGCUUCCGCACCAGUUCCUUCCUGGCCUGCUGAAGACCAUCAAGGACGUGGUUCUCCCCGAUGCCGUGGGUGUCUCGCUGGUGAAAGGCUACCUUGAGGUCGACCGGCAGACGGGUUCGAUCACCACAGGCACCCAGCUCAUCGAGGCUGAGCUCAACAUCCCCUGCGCGGUGCUCAAUGGUGCCAACGUGGCCAACGAUGUGGCCCAUGACCACUUUGCGGAGGCCACUUUGGGCUGCACCAGCGACCGGACUCAGGUCCUCUGGGACCUGCUCAACACCCCGCAGUUCAGUGUGCGCACUACACCGGACGUCUUGGGCGUGGAGCUCUUCGGUGGGUUCAAGAAUGUGGUGGCCCUGGCCGCGGGCUUCUCAGAUGGGCUUGGGUUCCCGCCGAACACCAAAGCUGCCAUUCUGCGGCGCGGCCUCCAGGAAAUGUCCAAGCUCAUCCAGGAGCUAUACCCCACCUCCUCGACGGACACACUCCUCGAGAGCUGUGGUCUUGCCGACCUCCUGACGACCUCCUACAGCGGCCGCAACCGCAUGUGUGCCGAGGCCUUUGCCCGGGACCCAGCGAAAAGCUGGGAAGACAUCGAGGCGGAGCUUCUGUCCGGCCAGAAACUCCAGGGGCCAUCGACCUGCAUGGAUGUUUGGGCCAUUCUUGAGAAGCGAGGAAUUGACAAGAAGUUCCCACUCUUCACGGCCAUCCACCGUGCAGUGACCAAAGAGAUCACGCCGGAGGGCGUCUUCAAGUGCAUCGGCCUGGGACUCUCGAAGUACCACGACAAGCAUCCCUACGCCUUCGGUGAUGGGCCGCCUUUGCAGUACGCGCCUGCAGAGGCGACGGUCGUCAUCAUGGGCGGCAACUCUAACUGGAGAGGUCCCGUGUGGUUUCCGAUCAACUACCUGCUCAUCGAGUCAUUGCAGAAGUUCCACCAGUACUAUGGGGACGACUACCUGAUCGAGUGUCCCACAGGCUCUGGCAACAAGAUGAGCAUUCUCAAAAUUGCCGACGAGCUAUCGGAGCGGCUCAUCAAGAUCUUCUUGAAGGCGGAGGAUGGCCACCGGCCGGGCAUGCGGCUGCACCCGAAGAUGCGGGAGGAGCACUUCGACCAGAACCUCCUCUUCUACGAGUACUUCCAUGGCGACAACGGCCGGGGGGUGGGAUCCUCACAUCAAACCGGCUGGACGGGUCUCAUUGCCAAGCUGAUCCAGGCACGUGGCCGAGAGGACGCACAUGAGAGCUGA